Messenger RNA from Carassius gibelio (silver crucian carp), 5463 nucleotides. RefSeq names its product metal regulatory transcription factor 1. The record is from RefSeq and is a predicted model, not a curated record. The transcript has 11 exons. Gene Ontology annotation, cellular component: nucleus. The coding region runs from base 225 to 2396 and encodes 723 amino acids. Lineage: Eukaryota; Metazoa; Chordata; Actinopteri; Cypriniformes; Cyprinidae. Gene Ontology annotation, biological process: regulation of transcription by RNA polymerase II.
GUGAUGUGAAGAAGCUGAAGUGAACUGAAUGAAUGCUGUAGUGAAGUGAACUGAUCUGGAGUCUGUCGGCGCUGCUGCUCAUGAUCAUGAUGGUGCCUCUGGGUGGGAAUGAGGACAGGACCCGAUACACAACAUUACAGAGGCCUCAAGCGUCUUUAUAACACUGCCGCAACAGAAGCAAGCAGGAGGACACACGGCCAGGACUGAGCUCCUCCCUCAGGAUCAUGGGAGAGAAUGGCCCUCUCACGGUGACAGCCAUGCUCUUUGAGGACGAGGAAGAGGAUGUGGACAAACUGGGACAAGAGGAGGAAGAUGAGGACAAGAUGGCCGACUAUGACAAAGACGACGACAUAAUCUCGGGACCCUCGUCCUCCUCGGGGAGGGUCUACGAUCGCACCACCGUGCUCAUCGAGCAGGACCCCAUCCGCCUGGACGAGGAGGGCGAGGAGGACGGCAUGUCCUUCCUGCAGGAGGGAGAGUGUGAGGGGGACGAGGGCUCUCUGGCCUUCAUGGGGGACCCGGAGGGCAUGUCCCAGGGAUACAUACACCACACCAUCUCUGCGGACCAGAUACAGUUCAUAAUCAACCCGGGGUCCACCCCUAUGCCACGAAACAUCGAGGGUGCAACGCUGACGCUUCACUCCGAGUGCCCCGAGACCAAGCAGAGAGAGGUGAAGCGAUACCAGUGCAUGUUCGAGGGCUGUACGCGCACCUACAGCACGGCGGGAAACCUGCGCACGCAUCAGAAGACGCACCGCGGGGAAUACACGUUUGUGUGCAACCAGCAGGGCUGUGGCAAAGCCUUCCUCACGUCCUACAGCCUGAAGAUCCACGUCCGAGUCCACACGAAAGAGAAGCCCUUCGAGUGUGACGUCCAGGGCUGUGAGAAAGCCUUCAACACUCUCUACAGACUGAAAGCACACCAGAGGCUGCACACGGGGAAGACGUUCAACUGUGAAUCAGAGGGAUGCACCAAGUACUUCACCACACUCAGUGACCUGAGGAAGCACAUCCGCACACACACGGGGGAAAAGCCUUUCCGGUGUGAUCACGAUGGCUGUGGUAAGGCUUUCGCUGCUAGUCAUCACCUGAAGACACAUGUACGGACACAUACUGGAGAGAAGCCGUUUUUCUGUCCGAGCGAUGGCUGUGAGAAGACCUUCAGCUCUCAGUACAGCCUGAAGAGUCACAUUCGAGGUCAUGAUAAAGGCCCAGCGUUCUCCAUGAGCAGUCAUCCUCUGUCAGAGGAUGGGAAUCACUCGCUGUGCCUCAGUGAUUUGAGCCUCAUUUCCACAGACUCUGAGCUCCAGGAGAACCACAAUUCUCAGGGUUUGGAUCUGAACAGCGUCACCCCCAUACGAAUCUUUGAGCUGAUGUUCCAGAGUCCUGAGAACAGUGUCAGCCCGGAUGACCCAAAACCCACAGAUAACCUGGCAGAGUCUUUUGGCCUUGAGUCGUCAUCUCAGACAGCUACUGCAGAAGAGUCCACUCAGCCCCCUUCAUCCACCUCUUCCCCAUCCAGCUCCAUCACGACCUCUGCUUUGGAGGCUCAGACUCCACCUACAGCACUCCCCUCUCAGUCUGCCCCACCUCCUCCCACUGUCAGCAGCUCAUUGCUGAGCUCCACUUUCCCUUGUGCUCCACCCACCUCUUCACACUCACCCGAAGUGCCCGCUCCAUCUGCACCAUCAGUCGCCCAGCAUUACAUGACAAUGACCUCUACGGCUGAGCCGGUGCCUCCACCAUCCGCGCCCGGAGUCUCCAGCGCACCAACAGUGACGACUGAGGUGACGGCGACAGUAACGCACACAGUGCCUUUGGCUCCUCCACCUCCUCCUACGAUCACUAUCGCCCCCCAGCUCGGCCUGCAGCCCAAUAUCGUCAUGUCUGACCAGAACCUGCAGUGGAUCCUCAGCAGUGCCGCCAGCGCGCAGCAAAACCCUGAACAACAGGGCCCAAAAGUAGAGAAGGUCUUUUUUACAACAGCCAUACCAGUCGGUGGACAUUCAGGGAGCGCAGUGCAGCAGAUCGGCCUGAGUCUGCCGGUCAUCAUCAUAAAGCAGGAGGAGUCCUGUCAGUGUCAGUGUGCCUGCAGAGACUCGGCGAAAGACAAGAGCGCUGCUUCCUCGCUGGAGAAGUCGAAGAACACAUCGCCUCCUCCUCCUGCACCUGCUCCAGCUCCUCCUGCCCUCCCCGAGGAGCCUCCAUCCUGCUGCCCAUCCGAAGAGACCCCCGCUCGGCCCGCUCCGGUGACCCCCAUCACCCCCAGCGAUGGCCUGGCCGGCAUGGACGUCUCCGAUCUGCUCAGUCCAGACACCACGGCCAGCAUAGAGGCCCUGCUGAUUGGGGCGGAGGAUUUGGCCGUGCCUGAUGGAGGCAGCAGCAGCGCCCCCUAGAGGCUCAGGCCUCACCCUUCAUCUGUACCGUGUACAGAUGGGUAUCUCACACACACCUGUACCUCUGCUAUAGGCAUGCAUCUCUCCUGAUACAAGUGUGUGCACUUUUAAGGGAGAGUAGCAGGCGGGGCAGUUUAGGGCACCAGGAAGAGUAGUUUAGUUGCUUCUCAUAAUGAUUUAAUGAUUGUCGGUAGUGUUUUAACCCCGCUGUUUUGUUCGAUUAUUUCAAAGAUUAUUUAAAGAUCUAAAUCGGCUUAUAGAGAUUCACCAUAUUAAAAAAUAAAGAGGUUUUGGCCGGGCAUAUGCUGUGCUUGAGUUUAAACUUGAGACCCUUUAGAUCGAUGGGACUUAAGAAGCAAGGCCUUUGUCACAGUUUAUGAGUAAUGAAGUCAUCUUCAUCCUGCACAUUAAAACAUUGAAGUAUUUUAUGUAUAAUUUAUUAUAAAGGCUGCAGUGCUCAUAAUAAUAAAAAUAAUAAUGUGAUUUUGUCAUUCUGGAUAAACUGCAAUGAACACUUACCUGCCUUUUAAAAUGUAAUUUAGAGGUUUGUUUGGCUGCCUGUAGCUAAGUAUUUAAUUUUAUUAUGUUAAUUUAUUAAAAUACUCAAUUGUUGGAUAAAUGUAGCUCUCUUUCCCAGCUUUUCACAAAAUGUUCCUUUUCUGUUGCCCCAAACUAGAAAACUGACUAGAACAUUUUGUACGGGUCAUAUUUCCCACCAUCAAAAGAACAAAUAUAAAAUGUGACUGUUUGCAUAAAGAAAAUUAACCCUAUUUAUUUAUUUAUUUUUAUUGGUUUGAAUAUUAGUGACAAUUUCAUACCCAAGUCUCAUUAUAAUAAUGUAAAACAACAAAAAGUGUUUAAAUAUAUUUAUAUAUAUUUUUUUCAACUGAAUAGAAUUUAUUAUAUAGAAUAAUCAAGUUUUUGUUAAUAUGAAGCCACACACAUAACAUGAGGAAUAUAAUAUAAUAUAGUGCGUGUAUAUAUAUAUAUAUAUAUAUAUCAUGGCCAUGAACUAUGAAUUCAUUCAUAUAGCCACAAUUUAAAUAUUUGUUCACUCAUUUUUUUUUUUUUUUUUUUUUUUUUAUAAUCAUGACCACUAUUUACUCUUUUAGUUAAAAACCAAUUAGGGAACAAAUUAGUUUGUGGCCAUGAUUUAUUAAAUCGAAAAAAAUAAAAAUGUGGCAUUGAAUUAAGAAUCUGUGUGAAUGAGUUAUGUCAUGUGUGGGGCUCCAUAUAUUAAUAAAAUGCAUAAAAUAGAUGUUUGUUUGGUUUUCCUUUUGAUCUUUGGAAGAAAUAUGAUCUCUCUUUGUCUUUGUGAUGGGCAGUGGUUGGGUUUCUCUCAUUGUUUCCCAUCUCUCAUCAGUGUCUCCCUGCACUUUUCCCUUCGCCAAACCCAUUUCUAAAGCCUCCAGUUUCUGUUGUGACCCGCUCAGGGAUACAGAAAAACAUGCAGCGGCAUAUUCUGAGGGUGUGUGUGUGUGUGUAUGUGUGUGUAUGUGCGUUUAUUAAGGGUUCCAGACCAGAUAAGCAGACACAACUCAUCAGACCUGUUGUUUUGUAGUGCACUACCCAGCCACGGUUCAGCCGCUCGUUUAUACACCACUGCUGUAUAGAGGCUCUAAAGAGCUGACCGUCAUCUAAAUACAAAUAUUCGAGCCUUUAGAUUGUAUUUGUAUUUUUGUAUAGAACUGAGGAAUCAGACUCUGGAUGUGAGAUGAGAUGAGAGCCGUGGCUCUGCACUGCCUUUACUGUCACCUGUGCGUCUCUGAUGCAGAUCCUUGUGUUUCAGACUCCAGAAGCACAAGAAUUGCCUUACAACUCCUGAUAGUCAUUUCAUUUCAUCAUGGACUAGACGUGGAGAAUCUGAAUCGGAUCGAUAUUACUGAGCGAGCCUUUUCCUAUCCAGUGCCAAAUUAAACGGUGAACUGACAGUGAAUCUGUGUACAUCGCUCAAUCAGUAGCUUUAUUUAGCCACUACAUUUUCUUUUUAAAUAGCUAUUAUUGAGACCCUUGCGAAUAACAUUAUAGUGCAAUCUGUUUGAACAAUGCAGUUUUUCCAGGAUAAAUGCAUGCACUUUGGGGUCCAGCCAAUGUAAUGAUGCUUUCCGACCUUAUUAUUCGUUCACAUUUCCGCAUAGGACUCUAGUUUUGACAGUUUAGAUGAAAGAUUAAUUUCGAUUGAAGUCUGUUAUUAUCCAUCACCUAACAGAAAUGAGUAGCUAUGCAAUGUGAUGGAGCAUAUAGAAGAGCACCAGUCCAUCUGUUCAUGUUCAGAAGUAACCGAUCGUGUGUGAGGAGCACUCAGUGGUGAAACAGCCGUGUCCUGUUGCGUUGAGGAUUUCAUGUUUAAAAGCCUUUGUUUUUUCCUCACGUCUCAUCUAUCAACAUGUUUGUGUUGUGUACAGUUAUGUUUGAUGUGACUUUGUAUCUGGGCAUUGCAAUGUUAUAUAUAUAUAUUAUUUGUAUAUGUAUAUAUUUUUUUUCCUAAUGAAAAUUAUGGCUGCUUCAGUGUAACUUUUUGUUCUUAUCGACCCCCACAUGACGAUUUUGCAUUUGUUUUAAUGUUGGAAAAAUACUGGUGAAAGAACUAUUUGUUUGAGCACCAAGUCCUGAUUUUAUUCUUGCUCAAGAUCAGCUCUUGUUCAUGUGAACCCACAAUGUUGUCUUGAAUCAUUCCACCGUUUCCAUCAUCAUUACGCUUUCGUUCACACAUGGGUCUUUUCAAGGCAUUCGCUUAUGAUUUGGUCUUUCAGUGCGACAGACUAGCUUACACAACAGUUAUUUUUCAUAGGUAUUUAUUCUGGUUCAGGCAGCGUCACAGGACACUAGACAAGAGGAGAUGUUGUUCUGGUCUGUUAGUCGAGUCAGGAGCUCGAGGUAAAGAGGAAACUAAUGCUUCCAUAAAAAUUGCUUUUGAUACCCAAAGUGUGAGGAAACUGUAAAGAUCUGUAUUUUUAAAGAAUGUAUAAUGUGAAAUUUUUUUCUCAUAUGCUUGUUUUGUAUUAUGUAUUAUGGCGAAGUAAUAACUUUUUGAAUCAAAAAGCAAUACAAUACCAGUAAAAUCCUG